This is a messenger RNA of Elgaria multicarinata webbii, 708 nucleotides long. RefSeq names its product elongin C (gene ELOC). NCBI's taxonomy places the organism in Eukaryota, Metazoa, Chordata, Lepidosauria, Squamata, Anguidae. Gene Ontology annotation, molecular function: protein-macromolecule adaptor activity. The transcript has 4 exons. The record is from RefSeq and is a predicted model, not a curated record. The coding region runs from base 140 to 478 and encodes 112 amino acids. Gene Ontology annotation, cellular component: elongin complex. Gene Ontology annotation, biological process: ubiquitin-dependent protein catabolic process.
CCUAGAGGAAGUGGUGUUGGGGUGGGGGGGCGUGAGGGGCCUACAAAGUAACCCCGUGAAUAUCUUGCGGGCGCUGGCGGGGCCGAGAUCUUAUUGUAAAAGCUACAGAAGCAAAGAACAAACCAUUUGAUAACGAACAAUGGAUGGAGAAGAGAAAACAUAUGGUGGGUGUGAAGGCCCUGAUGCUAUGUAUGUGAAGUUGAUAUCCUCAGAUGGUCAUGAGUUCAUCGUUAAACGAGAGCAUGCACUCACAUCAGGAACAAUAAAAGCGAUGUUGAGUGGUCCAGGACAGUUUGCGGAAAAUGAAACAAACGAAGUGAAUUUUAGAGAGAUUCCUUCCCAUGUCCUAUCCAAAGUAUGCAUGUAUUUCACCUACAAGGUUCGCUACACUAACAGCUCCACAGAGAUUCCUGAAUUUCCAAUUGCACCUGAAAUUGCACUGGAACUGCUGAUGGCUGCAAACUUCUUAGAUUGUUAAAUAAAAUAAAUUAUAAUAAAAAUGUAAACCUCCCCCCUGUAUUUAAUACACGUAGCUCAGUAAGUAAGUUUUUUUCAUAUAGAAUGUUCUGUACUUUUGGUUAAGAAACAUAAUGGUCACUACAGAGGCUGUUGCCCUCAGUGGCUUUGCAUAGGAAUCAUUUGUCCUCGGAUUUUGUGUUGCUGCUUACACAAGUUAUGGACUGACAAAUAAACAAACUUGCCAAUUAA